Molecule: messenger RNA, 1007 nt
Organism: Benincasa hispida (wax gourd)
Lineage: Eukaryota; Viridiplantae; Streptophyta; Magnoliopsida; Cucurbitales; Cucurbitaceae
Product: extracellular ribonuclease LE-like
Biological process (GO): RNA catabolic process
Cellular component (GO): extracellular region
Molecular function (GO): ribonuclease T2 activity; RNA binding
Source: RefSeq, a predicted model, not a curated record
UUUGCCUCUUCCUUCCAUUUACGUCUCUAUAAAAUGAACCAACCAAUGAAAUUUCCCUAGCGACCAGCCAUGGGUUUCUUCACUCGCUUUGUUCUCAUCAACCUUGUCAUUUUCCAAUGCUUUUCACUCCUCUGUUUUGCCCAAGAUUUCGACUUCUUCUACUUUGUUCAAAGUUGGCCUGGUUCUUACUGUGACACUGGAAGAAGUUGCUGCCAUCCACAGAGUGGAAAACCAAGUGCUGACUUCAAAAUUCAUGGGCUUUGGCCUAAUUAUAACGAUGGCACUUACCCUUCUAAUUGUGACUCAUCCAACCCCUUCGAUCGAACCAAGAUAUCAGAUUUGAUGGGCAGCAUGCAGAAGAAUUGGCCAUCACUUGCCUGUCCAAGCAGCGACAGCACAAAAUUUUGGGCACAUGAGUGGAACAAACAUGGAACUUGUGCAGAAUCUGUUUUAGACCAACAUGGAUAUUUUGAAACCACUCUCAACCUUAAAAACCAAGCCAACAUCCUCCAAGCUCUUCGAACAGCAGGAAUAAACCCAGAUGGAAGUUACUACAGUUUGAAUAAGAUUAAGAGUGCCAUAGAACAAGGAAUUAAGCUGAGCCCUGGAAUAACUUGCAAUGUGGAUGAAUCAGGCAACAGUCAGUUGUAUGAGAUUUACUUGUGUGUUGAUUCGUCUGCCUCCAACUUCAUUGACUGCCCAAUCUUCCCUGAUGAAAAUUGUGCUUCUUCUGUUGAGUUCCCCGAAUUUUAGGGAUUUGAUCCUCUUUUGUUUGUGUUCUCUCUAGUUGCUUUACAUUUCUGUUUUCUUUGUGAUUUUGACCACAUUUGUUCAUGUUGUUAUUAAAAAUGGUUUCCCCGUUCGAUUUUUCAACCAUGUUUUCUUUUAGUUUUCGUGGAAGAGUCGAAAAUCGGGUGUAAAACUAGCUGGUCAGCCCAUUAAUUCGAUAAAGUUGUCAAAUGUAAACACUUUUAUCAAAUUAUUGAGUGGACUGUGACUCCAUAAUA